This is a messenger RNA of Echinostoma caproni, 216 nucleotides long. Lineage: Eukaryota; Metazoa; Platyhelminthes; Trematoda; Plagiorchiida; Echinostomatidae. The record is from the annotation of a GenBank genome assembly.
AUGGAUCACGUGACUUCGAUAUCGCCUUUCAUGCUGGAAUUGCCCCAGACGAAUCAAACACAAUGCUUCUUGAAGGCGUGUCAUCCCCAAAGGCAGCUCGCAUACGAUCCGCACUCUGCUGCUGCUGCUGCUGCUGCUGCUGCUGCUGCUGCUGCUGCUGCUUUAAACCGCAUUUGUAGUCCUAGAAAACCAUCAUCCUCCAGUCAAAUGAGCUGA